UCGGCAGCAGGGACCUUCUACGUUGGACUACGACCCGUAAGUUUCCACCGUGCAUCUGUUACGGCCGUCCCCAUUUUCUUCCGGUGUCGUGUGGAGGUUCGUAGUGACAAGUCGGCCUAGAAAAACCUCUCAUCGCCCCGUUUCGUCGUACGCCAAGGGAUUUUAGGGAAAUUAUAAUGUUCAUUUGGGACUGGUUCACAGGAGUUCUGGGCUACUUGGGCUUAUGGAAAAAAUCGGGGAAAUUAUUGUUCCUCGGUCUUGACAAUGCCGGUAAAACUACACUUCUACAUAGACUGAAGGAUGACAGGCUUGCCCAGCACGUGCCAACACUUCACCCAACAUCAGAAGAAUUGUCCAUUGGAAAUAUUAGAUUCACUACUUUUGACCUUGGUGGCCAUACUCAAGCAAGGAGAGUCUGGAAAGACUAUUUUCCAGCUGUCGAUGCCAUUGUGUUUUUGGUGGACGCUUGCGACAGAGUCCGUCUCCCAGAGAGCAAAGCAGAGCUUAAUGCCCUGCUAACUGAUGAAUCGCUUAUGAAUUGUCCUGUACUCGUUCUUGGAAAUAAAAUCGACCUCCCUGGGGCAGCAUCGGAAGACGAGCUGAGAAACUUUCUCAACCUUUUCGGACAGACAACUGGCAAGAGCAAAGUUCCACGAAGUGAAUUGCCCGGACGUCCUUUAGAAUUAUUUAUGUGCUCUGUGCUCAAAAGGCAAGGUUAUGGCGAAGGUUUCCGUUGGCUAGCACAGUAUAUCGACUGAUCAAUUCCAACCUACCCAUCGUUUACAAUUGCAGUUUUUGCAAAAGGCAACAUCCGAUCGGCAUCUAAUAAAAAGGGCCCUCCAACAUUAAAUCAUUGUCGUAUUCAUCUUACUGGUCUGCUGCCUUAACAACAUCAGCCACUAUCCUCUAUCAAAAGUGAUGAUCAAUAUUCAAUUAAAGUCUCCCGAGACUGCCUGUAAUACUCACACACACAAAAUAAUACGGACUUGUUGAAUUUUGUGUUUCUAAAUGAAAUUACAGGAUUUAAAACAAACAUAGUUCAAAAUAUGUGUCUUUUUUGUAUUGUCAUUGCAGAUGCUAAAUAGAAACCAGUGAUUGUUUUUGACCUGUUA
Molecule: messenger RNA, 1112 nt
Organism: Cimex lectularius (bed bug)
Lineage: Eukaryota; Metazoa; Arthropoda; Insecta; Hemiptera; Cimicidae
Product: GTP-binding protein SAR1
Exons: 7
Coding region: 177-758 (193 amino acids)
Biological process (GO): membrane organization; vesicle organization; intracellular protein transport
Cellular component (GO): COPII vesicle coat; endoplasmic reticulum exit site
Molecular function (GO): GTP binding; GTPase activity
Source: RefSeq, a predicted model, not a curated record